Molecule: messenger RNA, 1685 nt
Organism: Merops nubicus (carmine bee-eater)
Lineage: Eukaryota; Metazoa; Chordata; Aves; Coraciiformes; Meropidae
Gene: SENP6
Product: SUMO1/sentrin specific peptidase 6
Exons: 11
Biological process (GO): regulation of spindle assembly; regulation of kinetochore assembly; protein desumoylation
Cellular component (GO): nucleus; cytoplasm
Molecular function (GO): SUMO-specific endopeptidase activity
Source: RefSeq, a predicted model, not a curated record
AAUCGGAAAGUGAUACUCGAGAGAUUAACCUGAAAACUUCAGAACUUACCAAAUGUGAAUGGUGUAGUGUCAGAAAAUUGCCAGUAGUUUUCCUACAAACAAUACCAUCAACCUGUAGUAGCCUGAGAGACCAACUGAAAAUGAGUAAAGAUAAUGUCUGGUACGAAUGUAAAGGAGACAGUCAAGAAGAACAGUACAUCAUUUUGAUUUUUGAAACUGGUCUUGAUCCUCAUGCAAACUCAAUAUUUGAAAAAAUAAUUACUGACAUUGGUAUAAGAAAUAAUAUUUCAGACUUCUUUGUGAAAAUUUCCUUUGAAGAAGCCAAUGGCAGACUUGUUGCAUUUACUAAGUGCUUGGAAGACAAUUCCAAAGGAAGUCCAUCUCACAGAGAAAACAAAAUAAAAAAUGUUGCUUCUGAGUCCAAAAUACAGCAACGAAAGUUACCAUAUUUUGAUGAUGAUGAAGAAAUUGGAGAACCACAUACAGUAUUUAUUGGUCCUAUAGAGAAGUUGAUAGUUUAUCCACCUCCUCCAGCUAAAGGUGGUAUCUCUGUCACCAAUGAAGACCUCCACUGUCUAAAUGAAGGAGAAUUUUUAAAUGAUGUUAUUAUUGAUUUUUAUUUAAAGUAUCUGGUACUUGAAAAACUGAAAAAAGAAGAUGCUGAUAGAAUACAUGUCUUCAGUUCAUUCUUCUAUAAACGCCUUAAUCAAAGAGAAAGAAGUAUUUAUGAAACUUCAAACCUUUCAAUACAACAAAGACGACACGGCCGAGUGAAAACGUGGACACGGCACGUUGACAUUUUUGAGAAAGAUUUCAUUUUUGUUCCCCUUAAUGAAGCUGCCCACUGGUUUUUGGCUGUCAUCUGUUUUCCUGGUUUAGAAAAACCCAAAUAUGAACCAAAUCCCCACUAUCAUGAAAAUGCUGCAACACAGAUAAAAUCUUCCUCUUCAGAUGGAGAGAGCAACGCACCAUCUUCUUUGCCAAAUGAGUUAGAUGCACAAAACUCGCCUUCCAAGUCCACAGCAAAGAAGACAUUGACCAAAAAGUAUAUUACAGCUUUAAUUGACCCAAACACUGAAACAGAGGACAGUGAGCCUUCGUGUUGUAGACGAAGUCCUUAUAGGGGAAAAAGUGCUUUCAAAAAACUAAAUCAAAUAGACAGUGAUGUGGAAGAACCUAACACUGUGGAAUCAGCUCGCCAUAAACUAGACCAUAGGACUCCAGACGAAAAUGGUAUACAGGGUGAAUUCACAACUGCUAGCCAAUCUAUGGAUGGAUUGCACAAAAUCAGGCUAAACUAUAGUGAAGACUCGGCUGAUGGCAGUAAACUAAAUGAAGAUGAGCUCAUAGAUUUUUCUGAAGACCAAGAUAACCAGGAAGACAGUAGUGACGAUGGUGGCCUUCUAGAUGAUGCCUGUAAUUCAGAAAUGGGAAAAUGGCACCUGAAGCCUACUAUCUGCAAACAGCCCUGCAUUUUGCUUAUGGACUCGCUAAGAGGCCCUUCCCGCUCAAAUGUUGUGAAAACACUAAGGGAAUACUUAGAGGUGGAAUGGGAAGUCAGGAAGGGCAACAAAAGAAGCUUUUCCAAAGAUGUCAUGAAAGGUUCCAACCCAAAAGUGCCACAACAGAACAACUUCAGUGAUUGUGGAGUGUACAUACUGCAGUAUGUGGAGAGCUUUUUUGAG